Amphimedon queenslandica is the source of this 747-nucleotide messenger RNA. RefSeq lists its product as uncharacterized. The transcript is spliced from 4 exons. NCBI's taxonomy places the organism in Eukaryota, Metazoa, Porifera, Demospongiae, Haplosclerida, Niphatidae. Bases 46 to 549 code for a protein of 167 amino acids. The record is from RefSeq and is a predicted model, not a curated record.
CAACUUUUCAUUUUUCAGACUCAGUAAACAACGAGGUAAACAACUAUGAGUGUCUCUGUUAGGCCUGGUAUAGAACAUACCCAUAAAGAUUCUCGUAAGCCUUUUUCAGAAAAUGUGUCUGUCAGUGUCACAAAUAAAAAGCAAGUGAUGUCUGUUGAAGCGAAGAGACAGCCGUUAGGAAAUCUAAGCAAUGAAGUUGAUAGAAAUGGGUCAAGUCAGAAGAAGAGUACCUUACCAUCUAAAAUAUCUACUGAGAAGAAGGCAGCGGCAAUUGCGAAGGAUGAUUUACCAGAGAUAGAAUACAUGCCUCCUCCUCAUACAGAGGACGAUGAUACUGAUUUUGAAGAGCCGGAGUAUUUGAAGAAUAUUGAUAAAUUGUUUUUGGGAAAAAUUGUUCAUCAAACACUAUCAAAGUCUAAUGUUGAAAAGUUAACUUUUGAGAAAUCUCGUAGAUCAAAACAGACCGCUGGUUGGUUUUGUUUGCCUGAUAUUGGUGACAUUGAAGACUUCACAACUGAUGAAACUGAAGAUUUAUUAUUUAUCGAUUAAAUUAAAUCUGUUGAUGUACACAACUUCACACUAUUCUAUACUAAAAUUAUGCACUGUUACAAAGCAUAAUUUUAGUGAGCCUCUGUAUUAUUCACAUGAUAAGUCACUUAAAUAUAUCAAUAAUAAUUGAUUUAAUGAUUUUUAGUUCAUCACAGUUAUCAUUUAUUUAAAUAUCACUGUCUUGAGUGUUAUGUGGCA